Molecule: messenger RNA, 1683 nt
Organism: Mycena indigotica
Lineage: Eukaryota; Fungi; Basidiomycota; Agaricomycetes; Agaricales; Mycenaceae
Product: Yae1-N domain-containing protein
Exons: 5
Coding region: 43-1683 (546 amino acids)
Source: RefSeq, a predicted model, not a curated record
GACACUGACCAUCUCCUCCACACGACCACACUCUUCGUACUCAUGGAGUCAUCCAACCAAAUCGAUGCCACCUUCUUCUCAUCCAGUGUUGGUGCUCUCAACGCGCUUUCCUCGAUCCGAAAUCACAGCCGUGUUGCACUAAGCAAUUUUCUCACCACCACUGUCUCUGAGAAGCAUGAACAAAACGCGGGCGAACAAUCAGACGACGAUACGCCCAGUCGUUGGUCUGAGUCUGACUCUGAAUCGUCCGACGAUGGAGCACCAUCCCCUAAACCCAUUCCACGAGCCAUCCCCCCUCCUCUUCAUUAUUGGGACACUCCCAGACGAAAACUCCUCGACCUCCCGCUUGAAAUUAUCGAGCAUAUUGCUUACUCCCUUCGCGAGCCGAAAUGUUCCCGUCUUAUGGACAUGGCAGCACUCUACAUAUCGGACCGUUACCACGACUUCUCCGAAGCGAGACACCCUCUCUCUGCGUUAACCAGCACUUGUUGGUUUUUGCGGUCUGCACUUGAGCGCGUUCUCUAUCGAAACAUUCAACUGGACUUGACGGGUUGGAAAGGCCUCAAACACACUGCAUGGCCAGCGGCCUCUCUGAAGUUGUUGUUGCAAACCCUCGAAACACGCCCUGAACUUGCAUCAUACAUCCAUGUUGCUGCCCUAGAUUUUCCUCUCACCGCUGAUUCCGUGGUUAUUGAGGAGGCAUUGGACAAGCUAUUGUCAGCCACAACAAACCUCAAAUUCCUUUGCCUAGCUCAAUGUCCAUUGGCCUUUUGGGAUCAUCGAAUCAAACACAUCAAGGGAUUUGCGACCUCGUUUGCACCUGGGAUCCUUCCUUCCAUACUCGAAGAUCUGUCAUCUCUCGAAGAACUACAUCUUCGUGACUCGCACGUAAUGUCUCUCAAUGGCUCUCUCCCCCGUCACAAAAUCCGGCGCGCUAGGAUGGAUAGCAGUCACGAGCAUGCUUCAGCUUACUUCUGCCGUUUGUUGACAAUCUUUGGAGCGACUUUGCUAGACCUCGAUGUUCGCUUCAUUGGUGGUUUGCAGCAGCGCUCCCCACUUUUUCUUGCCGACCGCUUUGGUGCCAAAAAUUCUCAUUUUGGUGGCCAGAAUCUGCGUUUCCUCCGCCUGGACAAUAUCAGUGUUCUCAGUAAUGUUUCUUCAACCUACGCUCACAUCCUUCGCGGCCUUCCAUCCCUUGAAAUGCUACAUGUCACUCACCAUGCCCCACUGGCCCCUUCGGCCUUGGGCAUGCUACCUGCGUCGUUGAGGGUGUUUACAACAUCCGAGUAUUAUGGGCUGUGGACGGCGGAGAAAGCAAAAGACGGAUUCUUGACUGCGUUCGCCGCAUGUAUCGAAAUGCGGCCCAGGGAGAUCGUCCGCGUGGAAGGCUCGAGCGGGGUCAAGACAGGGGAGCCUCAGGGCAUCACAAUGAAGCUCAGCAAGAAGGAGCGAGAGGCGAAGGAAAAGAGAGACAAGGAACGCGACGCCAAGCUGGACAUCGCCCCAGUCAUGACAGUCUGUGUAGCAGAAGGCCUCCCUUUCAACGAAGUCGAAGAUGCUGCAGGGCCCUUUGUUCGAGUUUUCUUUGGCAAACGGCCAAUCGGUCCGGAGUGGGCAGUGCAUGUAGUGGACGAAGUUUAUGAGAGUGCCAGUGAGAGCGAAGAUGACGAUGGCGAUGAUUAA